Messenger RNA from Xyrauchen texanus (razorback sucker), 2046 nucleotides. RefSeq names its product nucleoporin p54-like. Bases 27 to 1589 code for a protein of 520 amino acids. Lineage: Eukaryota; Metazoa; Chordata; Actinopteri; Cypriniformes; Catostomidae. Gene Ontology annotation, biological process: protein localization to nuclear inner membrane; nuclear pore organization; NLS-bearing protein import into nucleus. Gene Ontology annotation, cellular component: nuclear pore central transport channel; nuclear pore. Gene Ontology annotation, molecular function: structural constituent of nuclear pore. The transcript is spliced from 13 exons. The record is from RefSeq and is a predicted model, not a curated record.
CGCAACAUCCGGGUGGGACCGGAAACAUGGCUUUCAACUUUGGCGGCGCGUCUGGCAGCGGGAGUCUUUCUGGCACUGGGUUUGGAGCAACAACAGCACCAUCCACAGGAUUUGGAUCAAGUACCACUGGUGCAUUUGGCGGUUUUGGCUCCACAGCAACUCCUGCCAAUGCUGGAACCACCUUCAGCUUCUCCACACCAUCAAACACAGGCGGCGGCUUCUUCGGAAACGCUCAGAAUAAAGGCUUUGGCUUCUCGUCUGGUCUGGGUUCCAACACCACGGCAGGAACCGGUUUAGGCAGCAGUCUGGGAGGAACUGGAAUGAACUUUGGAGGGUUUGGUGGAAUCCAGCCGACACAGAACCAACAGGGUGGCCUGUUUAACCAGCAGGGCUCUCAGUCCAGUCAGCUGAUCAACACGGCGAACGCACUGUCGGCUCCAUCUGUGCUGGGCGACGAGCGCGACUCUAUUCUGGCCAAGUGGAAUCAGCUGCAGGCAUUCUGGGGGACGGGGAAAGGAUAUUUCAACAGCAGCACACCUCCAGUGGAGUUCAGUCUGGAGAACCCCUUCUGCCGCUUCAAGGCGGUGGGCUACAGCUGUGUGCCCGUAGUGAGGGAUGAGGACGGGUUAGUGGCUUUGGCUCUCAAUAAGAAGGAAGUUGACGUUCGUUCUCAACAGCAGCAGCUCGUCGAGUCUUUACAUAAAGUCCUUGGAGGAAAUCAAACGCUCACUGUAAAUGUGGAGGGCGUGCGAGCGUUACCAGAUGACCAGACGGAGGUGAUUGUAUAUCUGGUUGAACGGUCUCCUAACGGCACAUCCAAGCGUGUUCCCGCGUCCACUCUCUAUAAUUUCAUGGAGCAGAUGAACGUUAAAUCUCAACUCCAGCAGCUCAGCGUCUUCAUGACUGUCAGUAGAACCGCACUGACACAAACACAACUCAAACAACUGCUACACAACCCACCCGCAGGUGUGGACCCCAUCAUCUGGGAACAGGCCAAAGUGGACAAUCCCGACCCAGACAAGUUGAUUCCGGUGCCGAUGGUGGGAUUUAAAGAGUUACUGCGACGACUGAAGGUUCAAGACCAGAUGAACAAACAACACCAGACCAGAGUCGAUAUUAUCUCGAAUGACAUCAGCGUGCUGCAGAGGAAUCAGGACACGACAGCCGCUAAAAUCACACAGUACAAACGCAAACUCAUGGAGCAGUCGCACAGAGUCCUGCAGGUGUUGAUUAAACAGGAAGUUCAGAGGAAGAGUGGUUACGCUGUUCAGUUGGAUGAGGAACAUCUGCGAGUUCAGCUGGAAACCAUCCAAUCAGAGCUCAACGCUCCCACACAGUUCAAGGGUCGUCUGAAUGAAUUGAUGUCUCAGAUUCGGAUGCAGAAUCAUUUUGGAGCCGUUCGUUCAGAAGAGCGUUACCGUGUCGACGCUGAUCUGCUGCGAGAAAUCAAACAGCAUCUGAAGCAGCAGCAGGAGGGUUUGAGUCACCUGAUCGGCGUCAUUAAAGACGAUCUGGAUGAUAUCAAGAUGAUUGAAGAUGGAUUACAAGACAGUACACACACACACACACGCAGCAGCAAACACAGCUGACAACACACCAUCAACACUCCUGUAAUACACACACAGUGUCAGCGUUGUGUGUGUGUGUGUGUGUUGCUGCAGCGUCUCUCCACGAUCAUUAAACAUCAGAUGAUCUGUAAAUCCUGACAGUGCCGCAGAAACUUGGUGUUCUUUGUGCCAACAUGAGAAAUAAACGAGCCGUACGUUUAAUAAACAUCAUCAGGAUCAGAAUGAUGAUUUGUGUUGGAUUUCCUGUGUCUUGUGAACUGCUGGAAUAUUUGACUGUGGGUUGAGUAAUUAAAGUUUCAAUGCGUUUCAUGUAGUUUCAUUAAUGAAUGACCAUUUGCUGAUUGGUCAAUAGAACGUUCCAGUCAUGUGAUGAUGUGAAACAUCUGUAAAUCACUGCACAGGAAACAUUCAGAACAACAUUAACCGCAUGUUACAUGUGAGUAACUACAUCUACUGGAAGAAUGACACUUGAUGACUU